AAUAUAUUUAAAGCAUAAAGUACAUCUCAAUGUAGCUCCUAUAUAAAGAUCGGUCCUAAAAUGAAAACGAUUUUUUGAAAGUAUGUGGAUAAAAGAUAUAAAGAACUGAAAGAACAAGCCAUCAAAGAAAAAAUUAACUCAUUUGCUCAAACGGUUUUUGAGUUGUAGAUGUAAUUUGACAAAUAUUUUGGCAAAACCACGCCUCCCGCUGACCACGCCCUCGGCGGAAGAUUAUUGGCCCUAUUUAAGACAGGUGCGUCGUUCGCCAUGCUGACUAGUUACUGUG
Messenger RNA from Acanthoscelides obtectus, 286 nucleotides. The record is from the annotation of a GenBank genome assembly. Lineage: Eukaryota; Metazoa; Arthropoda; Insecta; Coleoptera; Chrysomelidae.